CUCUAAACUCUGCUUCUGCCUCAGUCCGUCGUCAUCCCACCAUUUUAUUAGUCUGCUUCUGCCACUCUGCCACCAGCCAGAACUCCCUCAAACCUCGCCUCCGGAUUGUUGUAACCCCCCCAUCUCAAUAAUAGCCCACAUUUUCCUCCCAAAACUCCAACUGGAUCGAUCGUAUUUUCUACCUCAUCUUAUAUCGCCAUUCCUCUUGUCUUUCUGCUCUUACUCUUACUUCAUCACUUGACGGCCCUUUGUCCUCCCCCGAUUUCCCAACAUACACCUCAGCCUCCGCAACCCCUCGACCAGUCAUUGGUCUCGACACGAACCCCGAUAAAACUUCUGCAACCCUUGCCGACCACCUUCCGAUUUUCUCCAACUUCUGCACCACCUUCGUCACCCCUCGAACCCAAACCCGGAAAUCCAAGGAGCUUCAGUCCCUCCGCAGACGGGUGAGUGCGGCCACCUCUGCAUCGGCUGUUGUCCGACACAGUCCCAGACGGUUUGAAGAGGAGGAUUUCAUUGCUAGUCCGCCAUCAUGGCGCAGACUGGGGUCAACUCUCACCACGCUGCCGAUCUACUGAGACAAGCCAUGGCACAAAAGUAGGUCCCGACUUUCGUCCCUCCUGAGCUUCUACAUCUUACCCCAGGCGACGGAGCUGCCUUGGGUCGGCUACGGAUGGUUGGGCAUCUGUCCACUCUAUACCAAGCCUCUCCGCCGCGUGUAGUCCUUCAGAUCGACUUUCUCAAGUCGAGAUGCCUUGACUGCACCUCCCUGCUGGACCAGUGACCCCUCCAGCUCCCAUGACAGCUCUCGCCAGCCUCGAACCAUGUUUCGCCACUUGAAUCCUAAUCCUGUGCCUGGACGCUUAGUGAACCUGUACUGUUUGAAUGCUGGUGGCAAAUCUGAUCGGACCUCGUUGCUGACUCACCGAGUAGUAGUGCCAGGCAAGACGCCCGCGAUGACCUCCAUGAGCAGAUCGGCUCGGGGUCCCCCACGCCUUCGGGCGUCGAAACCCCUCGACCUGAUUUCCACGACAAGCGACUCCCAGGCAUCAUGAGCUACUUUGGCCAGGUGGGUAGAGAUCCUUCUCAGAAUACACCGUCCCGGUCAUCACAAGUUGCUACAUACCCCGAAAAAGAUCAAGAAACUUCGUUUGUCUCCGUUGAGAGCGAGAGAGGGAUCCCCGCGAGUAGAUCUUCUUCUGCCUCGUCAGGCUCUAUGGUCAUGGUGGAGAGGGAGCCCGCCGCAGUACCCACCCCUCCACCUGAGGAUUCUCUCGGUGAGGCCGUUCGGUCUGGCUCAGGAACAGAUGCCUCUCGUUUGCCCCCUACCCCGAUCUCUUCUGCCGCGUCGGUGGUACAUCGGGAUGGCGAGGCCGCAGAGAAUGGUUCCUCCGUGGCAGAGGGUGGGAUUGCAUCAAUCACCCAAGCUCUGCGCAAUUUUGUGCUCCCCAAGACCUCCGCCAUUGGCAGAAAAGACCGUCGCCAUCAAUCCUUACCUGUUUCGAGCGUCACCAAGAGCACUGUCUCCGCUGCACACAUAUCAAACCCUACCUCUACGCACUCCUCGCAACCGCAUUCCCCCCAAAUCUCCUCUGAAAAUUCUGCUAAGCGUCCGCCGUCUCAAUCUGAACAAGAAUCAAGUGUGCUAACUUUGGGCGUGGCCGAUGUGCCGCGUGAUAAGAGUACUCCCCCUCAAACCCCACGAGCUUUGUCACAGGAGGAUCGAAGAGACCAAAAUCGAUCUCCUCUCUCAAGCACGAGCAUUCCGGCUGAAAAUCCACCCGUCGAGCUGGAGUCUGACCAAACGCGAAGCCGCCGUUCCUCCCUCCCCUCAACCACUCUGCCUCGUGGAAAAUUGUCCAUAAAAAUUGCCGAAGGUCGAAACAUACGGCCCUCUAUCGACCCUUAUGUGGUCUGUCAAUUUGAGUGGAACGAGUAUGUUUCAAAAGGUCCAAAGUUGGAUCGGAUGGAGGUCGAUGGCGAUAAUCAAAAGGGCCCUGUGGCCUCAUUACAAUCUGUCCCCAUUCGUAGGACAGACAGCGAUAUGGGAAAGCCAAUGGCCAUCCCCAUGCGAAGUCGUCAGAGUAGCUCCACGGGCGAGGAAAGGCCAUUCGAGAAGGUGACAGAUCCUCAGUGGGACCAUGAAGCAACAUUUGAUGUUGUCAGUCCUCGGUCAGAGCUCGACGUAACUGUAUACGACCGUGGUUCGGCGGAUGCCUUCCUCGGUCAUGUCAGGUUAUGUUUGAACUUGACAGAACAGCACCCCACCCUCGAAGGCUUUUUCCGCCUCGAACCCCGUGUAGAAGAGGACCAGGACAUCACUGGAGAGAUCCACAUUCGGAUGCAGUUUUCCAAGGUGGACAAGCGACAAUUUGGCCCCAAUGACUUUUCGAUCCUCAAACUCAUUGGAAAGGGGACCUUUGGCCAGGUCUACCAGGUUCGCAAAAAGGAUACACAAAGGAUAUACGCCAUGAAAGUCCUGUCCAAGAAGGUCAUUAUUCAGAAGAAGGAAAUCCAGCAUACCAUUGGAGAGAGAAAUAUCUUGGUCCGGACGGCAAUGACUGAUUCACCCUUCAUUGUCGGCCUCAAGUUUUCCUUCCAGACUCCGACCGAUCUGUAUCUAGUCACAGACUUUAUGUCGGGAGGAGAGUUGUUCUGGCAUCUUCAAAAAGAAGGCCGUUUCAAGGAAGACCGAGCCAAGUUUUAUAUUGCCGAGCUGAUUGUCGCCCUCAAACACCUCCACGAUCACGACAUUGUCUACCGAGACUUGAAACCCGAAAACAUCCUGCUUGAUGCCAAUGGCCACAUUGCAUUGUGUGACUUUGGUCUAUCCAAGGCCAACUUGAGUCAGGACGACACUACCAACACCUUUUGUGGUACGACCGAAUAUCUCGCCCCAGAGGUACUCCUCGACGAGCAGGGCUAUACCAAGAUGGUCGAUUUCUGGUCGCUUGGCGUCCUUGUCUUCGAGAUGUGCUGUGGAUGGAGUCCGUUCUACGCUGAGGACACGCAGCAAAUGUAUAAAAAUAUUGCCUUUGGAAAAGUUCGAUUCCCUAGAGAUGCAUUGAGCACCGAAGGUCGCAAUUUUGUCAAGGGACUACUCAAUCGAAACCCCAAGCACCGACUUGGUGCGACGAGAGAUGCGCAAGAACUCAUCGAGCAUCCGUUCUUUGCGGAUAUUGAUUGGGACGCCCUCGGCAAGAAGAACCUGGUGCCACCCUUCAAGCCAAAAUUGACCUCAAUGGCCGACACAUCCAACUUUGAUCCUGAAUUCACCAAUGCCCUCAACACGUCGUCUUCACUCAACGCACGUGCGGCAGCCCUGGCCGCGGGUGCAGCACCAGCCUCGACUCCUCUUUCGCCCACAAUGCAGAAUGCUUUCCAAGGAUUCACCUUUGUGGAUGAAAGUACAAUGGAGGAGCGCUUCGGUGGUUCGAGAGAGCCUGAUGACGACCGAUUCGAUGAGGUCAAUCUCACACGGUCAAGGACUCAGGAGCAUCGGAUGAGUGGUGUCCAAAGAACUGGGGAUGACGGCUUCUACUUUGAAGAAUGAGGGCCAAAUGCAGGUUUCGUGAGUCAAUCACGCUGUGUUGGCCCAGGUCGUCAUCCACCCUGAGACCCAAUGUUGACCCUUUUUUACGCUUGACUAUGAUUUGCAAAUCAGCUCUGUUAUCAUGAACAUACUGCAUCCUCACCGCCCCGUUAUCAGGGGUCAGACAUGAGUUAAUCGUCAUUGUUUAUAUCGUAUGUUGUUCACACAUGCAGUCAUCAUUGCGGCAGGUCCAAGUUCUUGCGCCGAGAAAAACCAGAAAAUUGUACCGACCACUUGGCCGUGGACAUUAAUCACAGUCAUUUAGGAUCGGGAACUUGGUUUCUGGUCCAUGUUUUUGCGCGCGGUACGAAGUCAUGGUUUGAAUGGAUUGCUGCGCUGGGUGAUUUAUAUGCCUGGGAAUUGCCAUAGUUUGGCGGGACGGAUUCGUCGAAGGAGUUCCAAAAAAACUGGCCCAUAAGCAUGACGCUGGAUUCAUCGCUUUGGAAGGAGUCGAGCUGGGGAAGGAUUGUAAAGCCAAAAAAGCAGUGAAGAGGAUCAUGACCAAGUAUGAGAAUGGGCAGGGCGAUUCAUGUUGGCAUGAAUGACCUGGAAUAGUUGGAAGUCUGUCUAGUCUACCUACUUACCUACCUACUACCUACCUCGUUGGUGACCUACCUAAUUACUCAAGAUCGAGUGCGCAAAAACGACCUUUAUGAGUGUGAGAGGAAGUUUGAGCUAAUCGAAAUUAUAAUGUUGCAUGAAGUAAAUCAAGAGCUUUCAAAA
Messenger RNA from Exophiala mesophila, 4315 nucleotides. RefSeq lists its product as hypothetical. Gene Ontology annotation, molecular function: ATP binding; protein serine/threonine kinase activity. NCBI's taxonomy places the organism in Eukaryota, Fungi, Ascomycota, Eurotiomycetes, Chaetothyriales, Herpotrichiellaceae. The coding region runs from base 1052 to 3553 and encodes 833 amino acids. The transcript is spliced from 2 exons. Gene Ontology annotation, biological process: protein phosphorylation. The record is from RefSeq and is a predicted model, not a curated record.